ACAUCUUUGUGACCACCUGAGGAUGCCAAACUGGGGUGGAGGGAAGAAAUGUGGCGUGUGCCAGAAGGCGGUGUACUUCGCUGAGGAGGUGCAGUGUGAAGGCAGCAGCUUCCACAAGUCCUGCUUCUUGUGCAUGGUCUGCAAGAAGAACUUGGACAGCACCACUGUUGCUGUGCAUGGAGAUGAGAUCUACUGCAAGUCCUGCUAUGGCAAGAAGUACGGCCCCAAGGGCUAUGGGUAUGGGAUGGGUGCCGGGACCCUGAGCACCGACAAGGGCGAGUCUCUGGGAAUCAAAUAUGAAGAGGGCCAAUCCCACCGACCCACCAACCCGAACGCAUCCAGAAUGGCUCAGAAGGUCGGCGGCUCUGAUGGGUGCCCGCGCUGCGGCCAAGCGGUGUACGCAGCCGAGAAGGUGAUUGGAGCUGGAAAGUCCUGGCACAAGUCCUGCUUCCGCUGCGCCAAGUGUGGCAAAAGCUUGGAGUCCACCACCCUGGCAGACAAAGACGGGGAGAUCUACUGCAAAGGUUGCUACGCCAAGAACUUCGGGCCCAAAGGCUUUGGCUUCGGGCAGGGGGCCGGGGCGCUCAUCCACUCGCAGUGAGGCACCAGGAGCCGGGCUCUGCUCCUCCCGGGCUCCUGCAGCCCAGCCCUGGGUUUCCGCACACCGCAGCGAGCUCCCUCACCUCCUCCAUCCCCGCCUGCUGCUUUGCGGCACCAGCGCCUUCCCCUGCCCCGACCCAGCGCUCCCCGAAGCUGCGGGAGCCCCAUUGCCACCACGGGUCCCUUGGCACGGGCACACAGCUCGCUCCCACCCGCAGUGAGGCUCCCAACGUUCCGCUCCGCGUCGCCUGUCCCGCCGGGAUGAGCCGCGCUGCGUCACCGAGCAAGGAAUAAACAUCAAAGCUGACCCAA
Messenger RNA from Meleagris gallopavo (turkey), 912 nucleotides. Lineage: Eukaryota; Metazoa; Chordata; Aves; Galliformes; Phasianidae. The record is from RefSeq and is a predicted model, not a curated record.